AUGGAGGGAAAUACAAGGGCUCAGUAUGAUCCUUUAGAAGGAGGAAAACAGAGUGCCUCUGUUCCUCUCGCGACAAAGAAGACUGUUAGUUCUUGGGUGCACCUUCUUGCAGGCGCGAGCGGAGGAAUGGCAACGGCGAUAGUGACUUCCCCUCUUGAUGUCUUGCGAACACGCCUCCAGUCCGACUUUUAUCAACCCCAAAAUAGGGGCUCCGACGCCUCUCCCCAAUCAAACCAACCUCAAACAUCACGGUCUCUUCAACGAUCAAAUCAUAAAACGCUGCGGAUUAUCAACUCCAUCUAUCGUGCCGAGGGCUGGCGAGCCUUUUUCCGGGGCCUCGGCCCUAGCAUGGCGGGUGUAGUCCCGGCGACAGCCAUCAAGUUUUACGUAUACGGAAAUUGCAAGCGUAUUGGAGCUCAGCUCAUGGGAUACAAAGAAGACUCUGCUUUUGUCCAUGCCCAAGCUGCAAUCUGCGCCGGACUCGCAACUUCCACAGCAACGAAUCCUAUAUGGCUUGUCAAAACACGGCUGCAACUCGACAAAACACAAACACACGCCGCUGGUCCUUCGACUCGACGAUAUCGGAAUAGCAUUGAUUGCAUCAGGCAAGUCAUGCGAAAUGAGGGACUGGGUGGCUUUUAUAGAGGAUUGAGCGCAAGCUAUCUCGGCUCCAUUGAAACGGCUCUACACUUGGUGCUCUACGAACAGUUGAAGACUAGGCUCAACCGGUCAUUAGAAGCUACCGAGGGACAGCCUAGGACUCCCUUCUGGGACGAAGUGUUCCAUUGGGUUAGUACUAGCGGUGCCGCGUCUUCUGCUAAGCUAGUGGCAGGUCUAAUCACAUAUCCUCAUGAGGUCAUCCGAACACGAUUGCGCCAGGCACCUAUGGAGCAUGGUCAGGCCAAAUACACAGGUCUGUUGCAAUGCUUCCGUACCAUCGCCAAAGAAGAAGGUAUGGCAGGGUUGUAUGGAGGCCUAGCUCCUCACAUGCUCCGCUCUUUGCCUUCAGCUAUCAUUACGCUUGGCGUAUAUGAAUUUGUGCUGAGGGUCACUGGCGCUUAG
Messenger RNA from Penicillium vulpinum, 1062 nucleotides. Its product is annotated as putative mitochondrial carrier protein (Rim2). Gene Ontology annotation, biological process: pyrimidine nucleotide import into mitochondrion. Gene Ontology annotation, cellular component: mitochondrion. The record is from RefSeq and is a predicted model, not a curated record. The transcript is spliced from 3 exons. Gene Ontology annotation, molecular function: pyrimidine nucleotide transmembrane transporter activity. Bases 1 to 1062 code for a protein of 353 amino acids. NCBI's taxonomy places the organism in Eukaryota, Fungi, Ascomycota, Eurotiomycetes, Eurotiales, Aspergillaceae.